Prunus armeniaca (apricot) is the source of this 969-nucleotide messenger RNA. Lineage: Eukaryota; Viridiplantae; Streptophyta; Magnoliopsida; Rosales; Rosaceae. The record is from the annotation of a GenBank genome assembly.
AUGGUGUAUGGUCUGCCACAUUUGGAAGAUGUAAAUGAAGUCUGUGAAGGCUGUCAAUUUAGGAAACAACAUAGAGAGUGGUUUCCAAAGAACCAAGCAUGGAGGGCAAGUACUCCGCUUGAGUUAGUACACAUGGACUUGUGUGGGCCCAUGCAAAACGGGUCUCUUGCAGGUAACAAAUACUUCAUGCUUCUCAUAAAUGACUGCACAAGAAUGAUUUGGGUCUAUUUCCUUAGAUACAAGUCUGAUACACUAAACUGUUUUAGAAAGUUUAAGUCUAUGGUAGAGCUGCAGAGUGAUUUUAAAGUGAAAUGUGUAAGAAGUGAUAAAGGAGGUGAGUUCACAUCUAUUGAAUUCAAUAGGUUGUGUGAAGAAGCAGGCAUUCAAAGGAAGCUCUUAUUGUCAAGAGAUGUGAUAUUUGAUGAAGGAGCAACCUGGAAUUGGAAGGAAGUAGCUGAGAAUCAAGUGACAAUGAUGAACUAUGAAGAGCGACCUAGGAAUCUUGAAGCAACAUCAUUUGAAACACCUGUAGGAAAUCAAAAUCAUGAUUUCAUGUUAGGAGAAAAUGUUUCACAAGGAGAAUCAAGUAAAAUAAGCAGCAGGGUGAAAGACACUCAAAAUUUCGAUCAUACUCCAUUGAAAUGGGGAAAGUUGGAUGAUGUCUUAGCACAAUGCAAUCUGUGCAUUAUGGAGCCUAAGAAAUUUGAUGAAGCUGUAAAGGAUGAGUCAUGGAUAAAGGCAAUGAAGGAUGAGUUGUCAAUGAUAGAGAAAACUGCUACAUGGGAGCUUGUUGACAGACCUACGGAAAAACCAGUAAUUGGAGUUAAAUGGGUGUUUAAAACCAAGUUAAACUUGGAUGGUUCAGUACAGAAGAAUAAGGCAAGGUUAGUGGCUAAAGGAUACUCUCAGAAACCAAGGGUGGACUACAAUGAAACAUUUGCACCAGCGGCUAGAUUAGACACAAUUUGA